AUGAAGCUUUUCACCACUAUCCUCGCUCUUGCCAAUGGCGCCCACCACGAAGCCAUUGCCCAGCUGGCCUCGAUGUCCAACAGCAACCCGGCCCCAGCUCAAAACAACAACAUGAACUUCAACAGCCAAGCUCACCAACAACAAAACCACCAUCAACAGCAGCAGCAGCAAUUUCAGCAAACGAGCCAGCAAAACUUGAAAAACCCAAGUGCGAGCGGCAACUACGGAGCUUACGGAAGCCCAGUUUAUGCCACGCCACUCAAGUGCUGGACUUGCGAUGCUGAUAGCUUUGAGCUUUGCGGAACUUCUGGACGAGAAGUUAUGUGCCAAGCCAACGAAAAAUCCUGCGAGCUCGAAAUCCGCCAGCGCCAAGGAGUGAUCAUGCAAAUCCGCACCGGCUGCAAAUCGACCGACGCUUGCAAAAACAACAUGAACAAUAACUUCCGCAACCCUAACCCCCACUACACGCAGUGCCGACCUGAGGCGGGCUACACUCAUUCCGUUUGCCGGCAAUGUUGCGACUCGGACAAUUGCGUCAAAGAACCCGAAUGGUGGUACCCAACUACUCGAGUGGAAUGGGCGUACACUGGUGAGGAGACUUACCCGGCUACUGGCUACUAA
Oikopleura dioica is the source of this 621-nucleotide messenger RNA. The record is from the annotation of a GenBank genome assembly. NCBI's taxonomy places the organism in Eukaryota, Metazoa, Chordata, Appendicularia, Copelata, Oikopleuridae.